Messenger RNA from Cercospora beticola, 525 nucleotides. RefSeq lists its product as uncharacterized. Lineage: Eukaryota; Fungi; Ascomycota; Dothideomycetes; Mycosphaerellales; Mycosphaerellaceae. The record is from RefSeq and is a predicted model, not a curated record.
AUGAUUCUUGAUCACACCUUGAUUGCCUCACUCGAGAACACCAAAGACAAGAGGCCGACUGACAAGAUCUUGCUCACAAGUCGCUACCGCUUUCCAUGGCAACUCCACCUCAACCGCAGAACCCGCAAACUCGUCGCACAUCAGUACCUCGCCAACUCCGUCUUCCAGCUACCAAAUGCUACUUGUUAUGCCAGAGGACGACCCACCCUCGAAGCCUGGUUGAUCAACGUCGACCCUCUCUACUUCGGACUCAUCACCAAGAUUCGACUCGAUUGUCGCAAAGCAAAGAUGUCGUGUAUGGACAAGCUGUGUAUUGCCGUCGAUGACGUGGCGGGAUGUGGCGAUGCUGUGGAAAAUGCUUGUGGCUACGAACUCGAUGAAAGCGUUUUCCAGAUUGUAACGAACCCCGUGUUCAAGAAACGCGCGGGCCAGAAGAAAGACACGGGCGAAUACACUGUAAAGGAGGCUCGAGAGUUGGGAGACAGUCCGUGGAUUCACCCCGCGUACGUUGAUCGACUUAACUAG